AUGCCCACCCUAGAUUGCCUACCCGUGGAAGUCCAACGGCUUAUUUGCCUGUUUGUCGUCGAUUACUCAUGGCAUGAUUUGGCCGCUCUAAGUCGGACAUGCCAAGAUUGGCAUGAUCUUGCAGCUACAGAACUUUACAGGUAUCUUCGCAUUGCAUUCUGCGACCGCACACAGCUUCUCAAUGCCAUUUCUGAGCUUCACACAGAUGGCCUCGGUCGUCAGUACUUACGGUAUGCGCGAACCCUUGAACUUGUCUGUCUCAAGAAGCCAGGGCUUGAGACCAAAACAGCCAAGCAGCUUUGGCAGCAAAAGAAUUGGGCAAAUGAAUUCGUUAUCUUUAAUCCUUUGCCCUCUACAGACACACUUCUUCAGGACUCAUUAUUCCAGAUUUGUGACUCUUCACUCUUUUUCCUUACCUCAACCCUUGCUUAUUAUAGGCAAGACGACUGGGAGCCAAUAUUGAGCCUCCUUUCGCGAUUACAGCAUCUUCAGCUACUGAGCUACGCCGUGCGCAAUAUGUUUCCUACUUGCCUUCUCCAGGCCCUUCAACGGUCACACCCAGCCUGCCGAUUGAAUGUCUGGACUCCCCAGUCUCCAACCCUUGAUCUACCUGGUCUAGGACGUUCCCACCGUUGCGUUGGUAAGGAGUUUAAACAGCCUUUUGACCUUGACAUUCUGCGUUCUCCCGCACUUCAUACCCUCAACGCAGUCUAUACGGUGAACCGGGACCCACAUCAGGGGUGGAUACAUAUCGACGAACCUCUUUCCUUCGUCUUUAUGGCCCCAAAUCUUAAGCAUUUGCUCCUUGAUGAUAUGCACGGCCGGCAUGAUAACCCAAUUAGGAAGGUUAAAAAGGAGUGGCAGGAGUUUACUUCUAAGGUGAAGCCUUCUUCUCCUGUCGUGUGCAUAGAUUCCUUGACGUUCAUCAACGGCGACCCUCAACAACCACAUGAGAGCAUCCUUUUCAAUAUCUCAACAAUGAUCGAUCUGUCUAGACUGCGAUCCCUUGAUCUGGGAGUCCAUUCCGAACCGGCUAUGUUAGGUAAAGUGGCCUCGAUCUUGGUUCAUUUGGAACGUCUGUACGUCGGUAUGGUUCCCUGGAAUAAGCCACGCACGUCCUAUACGGAAGAUAAUUCAGUAGAUGCCGCAUCGGACAAUGAAGAAAUGAUUUCUGCGGUGCAAACAUUCAGGUCGCUACGAUUUUUGUGUCUGCGGGGAUUAUGGAACUUUUCCUCUUUAGACCGCAUUCUCUCUUACCAUCACAACUUGGAGGGCCUGAGCCUUGAAACUUCUGAGGAGCAGAGACGAACACCUCACGAUGGACCCAAAUACCCUAUCUCCAACGGCGAACACAUUCGGUCAAUAGCCAGGUUAUGCCCGCGACUCCAAGAGCUUCGCAUGCCACUACAACGUUCUCGGGGUAGUGCUCAGGAGUGCGAGAUCUACAAGGCUCUCGGGCAGCUUUUGCGCAUUCAUACCGUUCACCUCGAUCUUGACUGCGACCCUCGGCGUACACCACGUGAGGACGAAGUACCGAGUCCUUCCAGCCUCCGCGAAAUUCUGAUCAAUUCCGCUGUUGACGAAAGUCUCGUCACCGAGAUUUUUAAUCUUGUCUUCUUUCAUCAGGAGACACGCAAGAUCAAAUACAUUCGCGUGAAUCUUGUGGGAGCGGACCUUUUCAGACGAGAACUGGAACAUGUUAUUCGGCAGCUCGGGAGAUCAUUUCUUGUCACCCGAAAAGACUUCUAUCUCAAUGAGGAGGUGCUGGUGGACGUCAAAGAAAUCGGUCGAGUCGCAUGGCAAUUGUGGCGCGAGGACGAGAUUGGCUAUUCCGGACCCAUACAGAUCCCCAGAGAAGUCAAGGAGGUCCUGGAAGAGUUAUGGCCGCUGCAAUCGGAUAGGAAUCGGAGUAAGAAGUGGAAGGAGUUCCCAUUGCUAGUCCGAAGCUUUCCCUUAGCGACUAUGUAA
Molecule: messenger RNA, 1968 nt
Organism: Aspergillus tubingensis
Lineage: Eukaryota; Fungi; Ascomycota; Eurotiomycetes; Eurotiales; Aspergillaceae
Product: F-box protein
Exons: 2
Coding region: 1-1968 (655 amino acids)
Source: RefSeq, a predicted model, not a curated record